Messenger RNA from Salpingoeca rosetta, 1545 nucleotides. RefSeq lists its product as uncharacterized. Gene Ontology annotation, molecular function: protein binding. NCBI's taxonomy places the organism in Eukaryota, Choanoflagellata, Craspedida, Salpingoecidae. The coding region runs from base 151 to 1185 and encodes 344 amino acids. The transcript is spliced from 8 exons. The record is from RefSeq and is a predicted model, not a curated record.
CUGAUUUCAGUCGCAUGACGUGAUCCUGCCCAAACGCAAGCAAAACGUUUCCUUGCGUCCACCACUGAACCAACCAACCAUGGAGAUGCGCUGACCUGACUUUGGCGGCUGCUGCGACGCUGUCGCUGACUUGCUCCGUCUGCCUGCCGAAUGACAUUUCCAUCUUCGUCCACCAACAACCUCGACCUGCACAAGUACACACUUGCACGCAGCCGUCUCCGUACACCUCCAAGAGCUCCAGUUCCACCACGUCACUACGUCAAGCAUCACUCAAGUCAGAAGUACUCACGAGAACGAGACGCUGAGACGACUGUAGCCAUGGCUCCAACGAACACUGCUGCCGUCGCUGCCGUCGCUGGCAAUGGUGCUUCGAAUGAUCUCUUGGAUCGCAUCAACAGCAGCACGGACUUGGAUGCUGCGGCAAUCGCAGCCCACCUUGACGACUACACGCAGCAGCGCAUCCACGAUAUGGCCAACAGCACCUGCGGCGAAGAAUGCAUUUUGAGCUGGCACAACCUGGAAGAGAUUGGCGCUCGCGUGAUUGCAGAGGCUCUCAAGAAGAACACCAACAUGCUCAAGCUCAACCUUGGCUGGAACAAUCUGCGGGCUGCUGGCGGCCGUGCCAUCGCAGAGGCACUCAAGCGAAACAACACUUUGCACGAGCUCAGCUUGAGUGACAACCACCUUGGGCCUGAUGGCUGUGCCGCCAUUGCAACGGCGCUCGAGUCCAACACAAUGCUGCACACCUUGUUCCUGUACAACAACAACAUCGGCACAGACGGCGUGAAGGCCAUUGCCAAGUCCCUUCUCAAGAACACCUCUCUCACCCGCCUCAGCCUGUCACGGAACCAUCUUGGGCCCGAUGGCGCCAUCGCCAUUGCUGAAGCGCUCAAGAGCAACACCACCCUCCUCAAUCUCGAUCUCGGGUGGAAUGAGAUUGGGGAGACGGGCGCUGCCGCUCUCGCGCGUGCUAUUGAUCCGCGCCGCAGCAUCACCAUCACGUAUGGCGGUGAUAACAAGGAGGAGGAGAUCACAGCGCUUGAAGGGCAGCUGCGCCAGACCACUCAGCAACUGCAGAGCACACGCGAUGCCCUGGCCACCAGCAACAGAACCACUGCCGUGCUGCUGCUGUGUCUGGUGUCUGGCGCUGCCCUUGCAUACGGCCACUACCGCCAGCACCUGUGAACUGUUCAUGUCGUCUCGUUGUUUGAACUGGCGCUUCAACUGAUCCGAACAAGUGAAGCCAUCUGCCACCCAAUCCCUGCUUGCGCCUGCCUGCCCCGUCUGUUUUGUUCCACUUCUUUGUACCUCUUUACAUACACCUGUCCGUUGCUUGCUGUUCGUUUGCGUGUCCGCCUGCCUUCAGCUAUCACGCCCCUUGCUGUGUUGAUGUGGUGUUUGUACCUCUGCCCGAUUGUAUGUCAAUCUGCUUGUGCUCCAUGCUCCUGUCUCGUAUCUGGCCUUUUCGUUUUUGAGGCUGUCAUGGAGGUUUAAUCAACCAGAUGACAUCUGCCACUCCUCAUGAAAACAACCGUAUACUUGUAA